GAUUUUGCAACCAGAUUAGGCUGGUUCUGUCAAUUAACCCUUUCCUCACAGGAAAUUCAGCGUUAGGAGGGACGGUGCUGAAGAUGCAAGGAUUUGCAAGGACGAAGCCGAAGACGCUCGCCAGGGCGGAAGCAAGGCGGAAGAGGCGGGCCCGGAAGUAGAAGUGGGGCCAGGAGUUAGCGUCUCAGUUGCCAUGGAGACCAAGGGGCCGACGGCGGAGCGGAGCUCCUUAGAGUCUGGGACCUACGAGUACGAGAGGCAAACAUGGGCGCCAGACUCACGACUGGCCAUGUCCAGAAGCCCCCCAAAGUCCCCCUUGUCGUCCUCCCGUGCCUACGUGGAGAGCUUCCAGUUCGGCUUCGCGACCCGGCCCAGUCGCGGGUGGUCGCGGGCGCUCCCGCCGCCACCCGAGCCGCAGCUGCUGCGUCUGCGCCCCUCUUCGCUGCGCACCCAGGACAUCUCGCACUUGCUCACCAGCGUCUUCCGCAACUUGUACUCCGCCGAGGUGAUCGGCGAGGAAGCGAGCGCCAGCUUGAUCAAGGCCCGCGGCAGCGAUAAUGCGCGCCACGAGCAGUUCGUGGACCAGUUGCAGCAGAUUCGGGAGCUCUAUAAGCAGCGACUGGAUGAGGUCAAAAUGUUGGAGAGACAUAUCAUUCAGGCCCAAGCACGGGCCCUGGCUGAAACAGAGCGGGCCACGAACCAGGCCACAGUGCAUGUCCUCGAGGCCCUCCAGUUGCCCCCAGUUAAGACUGUCUUCAGGUGGUGUGUAGACAGCGAGUUGUUGCGGAAACAUCAUUUGAUCAGCCCAGAAGAUUACUACAGUGACACCGUGCCAUUUUGCUCGGCACCUAAAGGCAGUUCUAUCCCUGGAUAUUCAAAACUGACGUUCAGUAGUCAGAAGCGUUUCACCCCCAAAGGAGCAUUGGGCAAGAAGCUUGCAGUGCCCUACAAGGAGAAGCUUGGAGAUGAGUUCGACUACACUGUGGACAGCCAGGAAUGGGACUCAAUUCCUAAGGCCAAACAAACGACCAAAGAAACCAUCAAGAAACCAAGUCUACCGAAGAAUAAAAAGUGGAUGAAACACUUACGCAUGCCCCAGAGAGAACUGGAGCGACUUCUUCUUGCCAGAAUGGAGAAUCGAAACCACUUCCUGAGAAACCCUCGGUUUUUCCCUCCUAAUACUCCACAUGGAGGCAAAUCUCUUAUUUUUCCUCCAAUUAAGCCUGAACUGAUGGGAGAACACCCGAGUGCAGAGCUGGAACAGAGCUGCAUGGAUGCUCCAGUGUUUCUUGCUAAACCAUCAAUUGGGUUUUUCACAGAUUAUGAAAUUGGACCAGUUUAUGAGAUGGUCAUCUCGCUGCAGAACACCACCUCUGCCAGUCGCUACCUGCGAGUCCUCCCGCCUUCUACUCCACACUUUGCUCUGGGAUUGGGGAUGUUCCCAGGAAAAGGUGGAAUGGUGGCUCCCGGCAUGACUUGCCAGUACACUAUACAGUUUAUCCCGGACUGUCUCGGGGAUUUUGAUGAUUUCAUUUUAGUCGAGACCCAGUCAACUCACACGCUCCUGAUCCCCCUGCAGGCCCGGAGGCCGCCCCCCGUGCUGACCUUGUCUCCAGUGUUGGACUGUGGUUACUGCCUCAUUGGGGGAAUAAAGGUAACCAGAUUCAUCUGCAAAAAUGUGGGCUUCAGCGCUGGCAAAUUCUGCAUUAUGCCCAAAAAGAGUUGGCCACCACCAAGUUUCAGGGCGGUUGCAACUUCCAGCUUUGUUGAGCAGCCUCCCUUUGGAGUCAUGCCAUCCGUGUUUGAGCUGGCCCCAGGCUCUGCUGUGUUAAUAGAGGUCUUGUUCCUCCCAAUGAGCCUGGAAAAGGUAGAGCAGACCUUCAUCAUCGUGUGUGACAACUGCCAAGUCAGGGAGCUGGUGAUCACAGGAAGGGGGCAGCUGAUCGCUUUGGAUCUGAUCUAUGUUUCUGGUGAAAAAAGUCAACCGGACCCUGGAGAGCUCACAGACUUAACGGCCCAGCACUUCAUACGCUUCAAGCCUGAAAACAUUCGGUCCACAGCAAGGAAACAGCUGAUUAUCCGAAAUGCUACACAUGUGGAGCUGGCUUUCCACUGGCAGAUCAUGAAGCCCAACCUGCAGCCCCUAAUGCCUGGAGAAACCUACAGCAUGGACAGCAUCAAGUACCACCCUGACAGGGAGACUGCCUUCUCCAUCAUACCCGAGAAGGGGGUUCUGAGCCCCCACAACAACCAGGAAUUCAUCCUGAGCUUUUCUCCUUAUGAGCUGAGGAACUACCACAGUGUGCUGCAGAUGGUGCUGGAAGAAGUUCCUGAGCCCUUGAAUUCAGAGGUGAAUAAUCUGGAGGACUACACAUACUCUGUGGAUGAUGUGAUUGUCAUGGAAAUUGAGGUGAAAGGCUCAGCAGAACCCUUCCAGGUUCUCUUAGAACCCUACGCCCUCAUCAUCCCAGGGGAGAACUACAUUGGCAUAAAUGUGAAGAAGGAUUUUAAGAUGUGGAACAACAGCAAGUCACCCAUCAGGUACACGUGGGGGAAGAUCAGCCAUUGCCACAUCAUUGAAGUGGAACCCUGCACAGGGGUCAUAGGUACCUUGGGGACUGCAGGGGGUGUGACCUCCCUGGGGUGGCUGCAGGAGGAGGUUUUAGGGUUCAAGGGGCCUGCACAAGGCCCUUGGUGUCUUGUGAUCAGCUCCGGCAUGGCAAGAAAUGAGUACAGGCCAGAUGUCCAGGCCCAGCCACAGAAGGAAACUUCUCCACUCACUUUCCCCUCUUUCCCAGAGCCCAACGAGGUUGGGGAUUUUGAGUUGAACUUUACCGGGGGUGUCCCUGGCCCAGCAAGUCAGGACCUGCUGUGCGAGAUCAGAGACUCACCCUCGCCAGUGGUGUUACACAUCGAGGCGGCCUUUAAGGGGCCUGCACUUGUCAUCAACGUCUCGGCCCUUCAGUUUGGACUGCUCCGCCUGGGGCACAAAGUCUCGAAGUCCAUCCAGAUCCGGAACAUCAGCCAGCUCUCAGCCAUGUGGCACAUGAGAGAGAGUCCGGUCUGCCUGGAAGAAAGGCAUGAAGAUCAGGCAUCUCCCUUGGACAUUGAGCCUUCAAGUGGUUACCUUUACCCUCUGGGGGAGUGCCAGGUGACUGUAACCUUGGAGGCCUUGCACUGUCAGCGUCUGCAGACUGUACUAGAGCUGGAAGUGGAAAAAGGGACCUGGAGCUACCUUCCUGUGUAUGCUGAGGUACAGGAGCCCCACGUAUACCUGAAGAGCAGCCAGGUGGAGGUCAGCAACCUCUACAUGGGGGUGUCCACAAAGUCAACCAUCACGCUCGUCAACGGCACGCUCCUGUUCACGCGGUUUCACUGGGGCAAGCUCCUAGGGCACCAAGCAGCCUUCUGCACAGCAAUAGUCUCUCCCAAACGUGGCCUGCUGGGCCCCAGUGAGGAGCGCCUGCUCAACUUGGAGUUGACCGUGCAUACCAUGGAAGAACUGACGGAUCUGGCUCUUCCUUGUUAUGUGUCAGGAAUGAAAAAGCCACUGGCCCUAGGUAUCUCUGGAAAGCCCCAGGGACUGGAAGUGACCAUCACUGUCUCCAUGGAGGGCUCUGAUAUCAGGACAAAGCAGUGGCCGGGCCACCUGGAGGAGCUCCACCUAGACUUUGGAUCAACGGUGCCACUGAGGACCCGUGUGAAUGGCCAGAUCAUUCUGACCAAUUGCUCCCCAAUGCAGACCUCUUUCACUCUCAAUUUUGACUACUUUGGGAGCCCCCCAAACAGCCUGAGCAAAAGCAUCAGCCUCCCUGACUUGCCUCCUGCCCUGCUAAAGUCAGCGCGGAUCCGAGAGCACUUGGCCAAAAAAGAGCAGCUGGAUUUUAUGGAAAGCAUGUUAUCUUAUGGGAGAGGAGUUGCAUUCUUCCCCCACACUUCCAAGGGUGUGCUGGGAGCUUUCCAGCAGCUGAGCAUUGACAUCACAGGCUGUGCCAACAUGUGGGGCGAGUACUGGGACAGCCUUAUUUGCAAGGUGGGAGACCUGCCACCAGCAGUCAUCCCAGUGCACAUGGCAGUGGUGGGCUGCCCCAUCAGCUCCCAGCGGACCACCUCUUACAUGGCUGACAAGUCACAGAAGGAGCCCAUCAUCAGGUUUGGGACCCAGGUCUCUGGAGGAGACACAAUCACACGGAAACUUCGCCUGAAUAACUCCAGCCCCUGUGACAUUCGCCUAGACUGGGUCACCUAUGUUCCAGAAGAUAAGGAGGAUAAGCUGGUGGACCUGCUAGUGUUUUAUGGACCACCAUUCCCACUGCGGGAUCAAGCCAGAAAUGAGAUCGUGUACCCCGAGACCCCUGAGAGCAGCAGCUUACCCUGGUCCCCAAGCCCCUCCAGCGUGUCCGAGUCCAGCCAUGCAGCUUCUUUUCCAGUGGAGGCCUACUCCAAUGCCAGCACCAGGGCUGCAGCGCAGAUCAUCUCAGUUGUCCUGCAGGAGCAUGCGGGGGUGCCCUCCGACCUCCCCUACUAUAUCAGACCCCAGCAGGUGGUGGUCCCUGCUGGGGGAAGUAGCACCAUCUACAUCUCCUUCACACCUCCAGUGCUCAGCUCCGACAUCCAGCAGAAGGUGGAGUGUACUGGCUACGCCCUGGGUUUCAUGAGCUUGGACAAUGAGGUAGAAAGAGAGAUUCCCGGAAGGAGGCGUCGCCUGCAGCACUUUGCUGUGGAACCCCUGAGACUGGACCUGCAUGGGCACGUGAGGCAUGCGCAACUAAGCGUGGAGCUGGACAGCAGCGGCAGCUUGGAGUUCUGGUGCCAGGCCAGCGACCUCAUCCCCGAGCAGCCCUGCUCUGCGGUGCUGAGUGAGCUGCUGACCACCCGCCACCUGAAGCUGAUUAACACUACAGAAAUACCACAGUACUUCUGGCUUCUGGUCUCCAGGCCCUUUUUUGUUUCUCAAGGCCAGGCUCCUUUGGACCACAGAGCUGGCUCUGGCCAGGAGCACGAGUCUGAGGAGACGGCCCCAGGGGGCAAGCAGAUGGAGCUCCGGCCACAGGAGAACAUGCUGGUGGAUGUGUCCUUCUCACUCUCCCUGGAGCUGCUCUCCUACCAGAAGCUCCCGACCGACCAGAUGCUACCUGGAGUGGAUAUCCAGCAGAGCACAAGUGGAGAGAAAGAGAUGGUGUUUACUCAGGAUCUGCUCCUGGAGUUCACCAAUCAGACCACACAGGUUGUGCCCCUGCGGGCCAUUGUGACUGUGCCUGAGCUGCAGCUGUCCAGCAGCUGGGUAGACUUUGGAACCUGCUUUGUGAACCAGCAGACAUCCCGGGAGAUCUACCUGAUGAACCUCAGCAGCUGCCGGAGCUACUGGGCUGUGCUGAUGGGUCAUCAGAGUGCCAUCAAGGAGGCUAAAGACUUUGUUGUCUCCCCAAGCAGUGGGUUGCUGGAGGCACGACCCACCAAUGCGCCCCCAACCUCCAUCACACUUGAGGUGUUCUUCACUCCCAGGUACAGCUCCUCCCCACCUUCUGGCACUAUCCACAGGGCUGGGGGGCCCUGCAGAUCUCAGCCCCUCCUCUUCCACAGGAGCAAUGAGCUGUAUGAAUCCACGAUGGUGGUCGAAGGCAUGCUGGGAGAGAAGUCCUGUGCCCUGCGGCUCCGGGGCCAAGGCUCUUACGAUGAGACAUUCAUGGAAACUCACCAGCUCUGAGGCUCACCCCACCCCUCAGCCCCAGACUUAGCUUAAGGAACAAGAUGGCACAGGUUGAUGAACAGGUGUGCGGGGCAGAGACAUGGACUGAGGAUUUCUAAACAGCUCUUGGGAUGGAGGAGCCCCACCCCCUCUGAGGCAAAGGUCUUGCCUUAGGCACUACAUUGUAAGUCCCCAAAGCUAACACAAAAGAGGCCACACCAAUGUGGAGAUCAUAGCAGUUCAGACUCGGAUGAAGCACACAGAAGUCCCCCAGGGAAAACACCCACCCACUAAGAUAACACACGAUUGAUUAUACCAUUGUCCCCUCCUCAUUCAUGAGGCCACAGUUUCCUAGGAUUUACAUGGGGGCCUUGUGGGCUGGGUGACCCACAAUGACUUUGGCCCAGCUAGAGGGGGCCUUUUGGUAAGGCCCAACACCCUGCCCACUCCUGUACUGUGUUAUCCAUGUUCAUAGUUUCCAAAUUAUUUAAAGUGCCUUGAUUUGUUCCCACCA
Marmota monax (woodchuck) is the source of this 6203-nucleotide messenger RNA. It is a transcript of the gene Dlec1, whose product is annotated as DLEC1 cilia and flagella associated protein. Lineage: Eukaryota; Metazoa; Chordata; Mammalia; Rodentia; Sciuridae. The record is from RefSeq and is a predicted model, not a curated record. The coding region runs from base 194 to 5707 and encodes 1837 amino acids. The transcript has 35 exons. Gene Ontology annotation, biological process: negative regulation of cell population proliferation.